AGGAGCGGGGCGGGGAGGGCUGGGCCGGGGCUGGGAGGGGGGGGGGGCGGCUGAGGAGGAGGAAGAGGAGGAGGAGGAAGGAGGACGAGGCCCGGCCCCGCUCCGCCGCACCGGGGCCGGCCCCGGCAGCGCGGCCGAGCCUGGAGAGCGGCCCCAGGUUUUACCAAGAGACAGUACAUCUAACACUUAACUUGGAUCAUCUCUUGUUCAUCAGCUUGAGAAUCAUAACAGCCCCCAAAACUGACAUUUGAUCUGAAAGAGAAAGCUGUGACAAAUGGACAAUAUGUCUAUUACUAACACGCCAACAAGUAAUGAUGCUUGUCUGAGCAUUGUUCACAGCUUGAUGUGCCAUCGCCAAGGUGGAGAGAGUGAAACUUUUGCCAAACGGGCAAUUGAAAGUUUAGUUAAAAAGCUAAAGGAGAAAAAAGAUGAAUUGGAUUCUUUGAUUACAGCUAUAACCACAAAUGGAGCUCAUCCUAGCAAGUGCGUUACAAUACAGAGAACGCUGGAUGGGAGGCUUCAGGUGGCCGGUCGCAAGGGAUUCCCUCAUGUGAUUUACGCUCGUCUUUGGAGGUGGCCCGAUCUUCAUAAAAAUGAACUCAAGCAUGUUAAAUAUUGUCAGUAUGCUUUUGACUUAAAAUGUGACAGUGUCUGUGUAAAUCCUUACCAUUAUGAGCGUGUAGUAUCGCCUGGCAUCGAUCUCUCAGGACUGACACUACAGAGUUCUGCCCCAUCAAGCAUGUUGGUGAAAGACGAAUACGUUCACGAUUACGAGGCGCAGCCGUCGUUGUCUUCAGCUGAAGGACAUUCAGUCCAAACCAUCCAGCACCCGCCGAGUAACAGGGCAUCUACGGAGCCUUACAGCACCCCAGCCAUGUUAGCUCCCACCGAGGCUAGCACUACCAGCACCACUAACUUUCCCAACAUUCCUGUGGCUUCAACAAGUUGCACAUAGGGAAAGGGGUGCAGCUGGAGUGCAAAGGAGAAGGUGACGUGUGGGUUCGAUGCCUCAGUGACCACGCGGUCUUCGUUCAGAGCUACUACCUGGACAGAGAAGCAGGGCGUGCGCCAGGGGAUGCUGUUCACAAGAUUUACCCAAGUGCAUACAUAAAGGUGUUUGAUUUACGCCAGUGUCAUCGUCAGAUGCAGCAGCAGGCUGCCACUGCUCAAGCCGCCGCUGCUGCUCAAGCUGCAGCAGUAGCAGGAAACAUCCCCGGCCCAGGAUCAGUAGGUGGAAUAGCCCCAGCCAUUAGUUUGUCAGCUGCUGCUGGAAUCGGCGUAGAUGACCUCCGCCGCUUGUGCAUACUCAGGAUGAGUUUUGUAAAAGGUUGGGGACCUGAUUACCCGAGACAGAGCAUCAAAGAGACACCGUGCUGGAUUGAAAUUCACUUGCACCGUGCCCUCCAGCUUCUAGACGAAGUACUUCAUACCAUGCCUAUCGCCGACCCACAACCUUUAGACUGAGAUUCCCUCUGCUGCACUGCUGUGGGCCGUUAUGUUGUGAGGCUGGUGGAUUGUAAAAUACAACUCUUGUUUAUAACCUGAAGAUAUAUUUUACUUUUUGUUCUGCUUAAUCUUCGAAAAACCGGGUUUUAAAAAUGUGUUUGCCGCCUUGCUCUUAGCAGAAAGAACCUGAACAUGCAGAAUUUGGAUUUCAGUUAUGUUUCAGAACUUAAUUGUCAUGAUACGUGGCUCAGGGCUUGAAGUGAAAGGGAAACGCCUUACAGAGAGACCUUACAGUAUUGGGGUUGUGCCCUUUGAAACUUUUCCUUCUCUAUCACGGCCUCUUGGGUGAGAAGCCUCACAGGAGCCUUUUGUAUGCAGAAUAUAUAUUAUAUAUAUAUUUAUAUCUGAAAAUUCCUUCUAAGAAUUAUUUACGUGACAGCAACUAAAUUCCAGCUGAUUUGGGAUGUUCUUUUUAGGGAACAAGAGUUACCGGAAGACUUUUUCUUUAUUUUGUCGCCUAUCUCGGUAUGAUUUUUCCAGAUUAAAAGGUAGAAGCUGCCAAAAAAAAAAAAAAGAAAGCAAAAAAAAAGUGAGGGAUGAGACGUGCAUUGAUUAAAAAUAGCAAGGAAAAGAAACGUCGCUUUUCCUUCACUAGUUUUUAAAAAAGAGAUCUUAGAUUUUUAUUUCUAUGGACACGUGAGUUUUAAAACACUAAAAGAAACGGAUGCUCUCAGUGCUGGCACUCAGCUCAAAUAUCACGAAAUACCCUUUCUGCGAAGGCGCCACGGAAAUUGCGGAACGAGAACCUGAUGGCAGGAACACAUUUUCAUAACUACCGCUGAUUUUACUCGCGUGCCACUUGGCAGGUCUUUUAAACGCCACAAAAGCAAAGUUUGCGCGACUCUUUUUACUCGCAUCCGCCAUUCGAUCACGUGCGAAAUGACAUCGAUCGUUUAGGAUCCAGUUUUUGUAUCCGUUCACCAUUUCCACUCAGGGCAAGAUGGCAAACCUGUUUUUAUACCUCUCGGUUCUUUUAAGCCCUCUGCCAUCAACGACCGUAUCAAUUGGCAAUGACUUUGUAUAGAGAAUUUAUAGUAGAAAACAAACAAAAAAAAAUGCAAAUGUAUUGACUGUAUGACAGAUACAAUAUGUAUGCUUUCUCUCUAGUUAAUAGUAUAAAUAAAACUAUGAAAACCCUGAGUUUUUAUAAAUCCAGUUGGCUUUUUUUAUGUAAUUCUGCACCUUGGAACCGUUGAAGGAUGGAUUGACUUUUCCUUCGCCAGCCCAGCAGCAGCAGGAAUUUGUGGGGGUUGACGUCUGCCAGGAAGCGAGUCCAAUUUUUCUUCCUUCCCCUGCUUCUCCCUACAGGAGGAUUUCUCUUUCUUGGGGCUGUGACACGCAGCGUUGAGGUGUUGCUGCCCCCACGUGCUGAAAUUCUUGGGAAAGGAGUCGGCAGUCGGUGGUUCUGCUCCACAAACACAGCACAGAGGACAGAUGACACCAGAGCGAUGCCCAGAACUGGAUGAAUUUUCUCAGUAUGAACACUUCUUCACACUAAUUCCUACAGAAAUCCCAUUUUCUUCUCCUCUCUCUGGCUUCUUGAUGUUUGGAAAAAUCAGCGUUCGCUUUCCUCGAAGCCUUAAAUUGAAAACCUUUUUCAUUUUCCCUUCUCUCCUAACGAUCUCGUUUGUCAGCGCAGCUGCAGCUUUUCAGGAACGCCUGAAUCAGAGGAUUCUGACUGCAUCCUUAGAGAAAUUUCUAACUAACCAGGGAAAAUACGUAGCAGGGUUACGCUUCCCAACAGGAAACUUGCUUCGGUGGACGACGACGGUAUUUGGAUGGCCAGGAGCAUCAGAGGAGUUCAUCAGAAUCAAGAAAUCGCGCUCCACACCAGAAGAAAUCCAAACAUCGUGUCAGGCAGUUGAAAUAUUCUUUUUUUUUUUAAAUAUUCCUUUUUUUUCUCUUUGUUUCUUACGACAAGGCGUAAAAGCCAGCGCCGAACGGCUUGCAAAAACCCUCCGGCAGCACCUCGAGUCUCUGCCAGUUCUGCGUUUGUGGCUUUUUUAGGGCUUCACAAACGGGGGCUUCUUUCUUUUGGGGCUUUCUGGUGAGCUUUGGUAGCGCUGCCGAGGUGGAACGGAGCUGGAUUGAGAGCCACCAAGCACCCACAACCCAAAACUCACCGUAAAAGGGGUUUUUUUUGGGGCAGGAAAGCCUGGUUCCACGUUUAUCCUUUCAGCCAUUGCCUUUUGAUAAGCGGUCAACCGAAUUCCCAGUAGUUCCUUUGUAGCUUUCCUGUACGUUUGUUUUUUUUUUUUUCAUUAGCCCUAGUUUGUGGAUAAUAUCCUGUAGUUAACUCGGCGGAAAUUCUGUACCAGAGUAUGUUUUUGAUUAAAAAAGGUAAAGAUU
Messenger RNA from Anas platyrhynchos (mallard), 3855 nucleotides. Lineage: Eukaryota; Metazoa; Chordata; Aves; Anseriformes; Anatidae. The record is from RefSeq and is a predicted model, not a curated record.